Molecule: messenger RNA, 1358 nt
Organism: Camellia sinensis
Lineage: Eukaryota; Viridiplantae; Streptophyta; Magnoliopsida; Ericales; Theaceae
Source: RefSeq, a predicted model, not a curated record
UGCUGCUAUGGAGGAAAAUGUGACUCAUAAUAUUAAUUUAGUUGAGCUAAUUGAGACAGACAUUCCUGCGGUACUGGAGGAUGUUGACCGUUGUCUGGCCAAGUAUGAUUUUGACAUCAACCUCUAUUAUGCAAGUCUAAAAAUGGCUGGCAUUGCUGUACAAGCAGAAAGGUAUGAACUGAUAAGUGGAGCAGAACGGUACAAUUUUGCUAUUCGCCAAAUUUUACAGUGUGUUAAGGGGGAACUUCUUAAGGUGAUUGGGAUUUCUGGCCAAGAUGCAGAGAUGGUAACUAAAGACUUGGCAGAUCUACCAGAGAUGAGAAGCAUGUUUGCAGUAGUCAUCAGCGUCUUUGUUUCACAAUGUCGAAGCAUUAGUGAGGUCCAAACUCACAUUGCAGAACAGAUACAUAGACUUGUAGUAACUGAAAUUUCACUCCCACUAGAUGAAGCACUCAAACCAUACAAAUUUUUACUAUUUCUGCAUUGUGACGAUGAAAAGACAGAUCUACACAACUUGAAAAUCCCUGAGCACGGAUCAGUGGUGCUUACAUCUCGGACCAUCGGCAUAUAUCAGAUAAUGCCCGUGGAUCUUAAUAUCAAGACAGAGGAUCUUCUGCUACCAUGGACGUUGUUCUGGAAUAAUGUUAACAAUAUUCCUGCUUCUAUUAUUGAAUUAAUGGCCUUACAUUUAAUUAAAGCAUGCCACAACCAUUUACUUGCCAUCAUUCUACUCACAAGGGCCUUAAAAUCUGUCACUAAUGGUGGGGUCUGGAAACUGGCAUUUCUAGAAUAUCGUCUUCCAAUCUUUCCUCCGGUGGAAGGUACAAGUGAAGUCAUGGUUCAUGUGUUAAAAUUUGUUUGGGAACGCAAGAGCAUUGUUAGAAAACAUUGCAUAAAACAUUUAUGCACUUCAGUCACUAAGGUUAUAGAACUCAAAAUAUGUUCAUUAGUGUCCUGUUGGAUCGAGAAUGAUUUGAUAAAAACAAGAACAGUAGGAAAGCAUGUGCUCAAAGAUCUUAUCAAAUCCUUCUUGUUAGAGAGGGUCAACAAAGGUUAUGAUCAAAUGCGAGAAGAAACUAGAGAUGUACUCUUGAAUCACUUUAUUCCACAUUUACAUCCUCUGUAUCUUAAGGAUUAUCAGAGGCACUAGAGGUUGCAGAGUGGGAUGCGAAGGAGAUAUACCUGAACAAUGAUCAUCUGUCUGAGCUACCAGAGAAACCAAAUUGCCCUUCUCUAGUAACAUUGUUCUUACAAAAGAACUACAACCUUAUGGAAAUUCCAACUUCAUUCUUUGAGUGUAUGCCUAUGCUUCGAGUUCUAGAUUUGUCCCAUAUGAGCAUAAAGUCUUUGCCCGCAUC